CGAUUUUGACAUUUUUCCGCUGCGUCCUAUCUUAUAUAUUAAGGGUUUUUACCCGUUUUCUCAACUAUUUUUUUGCCUGCGUCCUAUCUAUGCUAGCGUCCUAUACAUGAUAUAAUACGGUAUGUUGUUUUUGAUGAAACAGUUCAUCUUGAGAGGCCUUUUAAAACACCAGAUGAAAAGUACAAGUACUUCAAAAAAUUGCAACUUUCAGUCCCUGUAGACUUGAUUAAGUUCUGUCCAGGUGGAUCUCUUGAAGCAACUGUUUGUAUCCGACAGGUAACGCCAAACAGAAGUGAGCCUCAGAUUUUGACAGAUGGGACACGCUUUCUUCAGAAUGUAAGACCAGUGUUAGGAGAGAUCCAUACUAGACUUCAGCGAAUGUCUUUUAAGUCGAAGAUUGCUAAUAUUGCCACGAUUUCACCAGCAAUAUCAGACUUCAUAUAUACACAUUUAACAUUAGAUAAGUCUGCUGCUGAAAACCCUGUUACUUGAGAGAGACUUAAGACUUAUUUUCUCAGGACAGACUGGUUUGGUAAAAGAUCUAAGAGAACUAAAUCCAGGAAGACCAAACAAUAAGUUUGACUCAUUCUUCAAUGUACUAUCUGGUAUAGUGGAAGAGGUGACAUCAGCUGAUGAUCGUCGACAUGGGGAAGCACAUAUGUCACAGUUCAUAUCUCUUGACGAAAUGAUCCAGCAAGCCAAGUCUCAGUGCCCAGAAGGAACUGCAGUCCCUUCUAAGAGUUUGGUUCGUCUGCAGUUCGCGCCAAAAAAUCCGUUCACCAAAAUUGCAACAACCUUUACGUCAAAACUAAAUGUUCAAUAUAAAAUUCAGAAGCGUCAGCUGAGGGUGGCACACCCUGAUGAACAUUUCUGUAAUGCACAGUUUAGAUACAUGAAAGAAUGUGCCAUUGAGAACAAAGAAAAAGUGAAACUUCUGUUUUGUGACGAUAAAGCCAAAGUACCGUUUGGCAAUCCUGGAGCAUUGCUAUCUACAGGGGUCAGAGGAAAAAAGACUAUUGUGCCAGUCACAUCAACUCUUAGCGCGCUUGAUCAUGACAUGCAAAGUUCAGGAUCUUUGACACCUUCUGUUUACCUGGACUGUCAGAUACCAGAUUCACCAGUGUCCUCCUUUGUUCGUGGCCAGGUAACUGUGAUUGUUAAUGAUUCUGUUUUCAAGGCAUCCUCACCAAUGCGCCAUGCAGCAGCUAUAGUGAAACUUCUGACAAUGAAUGAACAAGUACCACCUCUUCUGUUUAAAUUUACUGAUGGUGGGUGUGAUCAAAGAAAUACACUGGAAAGUGUUAAAUGUGCCAGUGUUUGCAUAUUUAAAGAGCUAAACUUGGACAUGAUAGUGCUAGGUAGAUGUGCACCAAAUCACAGCUAUGUGAAUCCUGCAGAAAGGGUAAUGUCAAUUCUUAAUUUGGGGCUACAAAAUGUUGCAUUGGAGAGAAAGCCUUGUGAGGAUGAAAAUAUUGAAAAACUACUGGGUCAGUGUAACAGCAUGGCUGACAUCAGAGAAAAAUCUGCGAAAAAUCCUGGCUUAAAGCAAUCAUGGGAAGCAGCAGUGGAAGAGCUCACAACAACACUAGGAUGUAGAUUUUCUCGGCUGAAGUUGAAGGACAAACCUUUCAAUGUAUUAAACCCGGUCACAGAAGAGGAAAUUGACAUUCUUCAACGACACUUACGUCAACUGUUUCCAGACCUAGACCUGUCAAAAGUGAACAAAGCCACAACAUCUAAAUCAGAGGCAUACAAAGCCUGGAUGAGUCAGCACGCUAGAUCGAGAAACUAUACAUUCCAGUUGAGAAAAUGCUCAGACAGUUCAUGCUGUCUCCCAUCAACCAUUCCCAGAGAUGAGCUUUUGUGGUUGCCAGAUCCAGUAUUAGAUGAAGAAGGUUACCACUACAAACCUUAUUCUGAUGUAAAAGGAGCUGAGACAAAUGAUGACAAUAGACCAUCCCUGAUUGCUAAGCAACAGAAGCAACAACACAAGCCAUCUACGCAACAGCCUGUUCAACAUGAUGAGACGGAGGACAGAGAUCCAGAAAUGCCAACAAAUGAACCAAGUUUAUGUUCUGUUCAGAAUGCACGUGCUGUAGUCAGUUGUUCUGAAUGUCGUAAACCAAGAGUUAUCUACUCAAAACACAAACUGUCUGAAAGGCAAAAGAUGUCUCUGGUACUGUAAAUUAGUGAAUACAUCUACAGCUGUGGUGCACCAAUUUUGCCGCCAUCUUCAUCAAUAUUUAAAACAUGCAUGUGCAGAAACAAUCUAUCGUGCUUAACUCCAAUCGAAACUCCCUAUUAUGGAAGUGAAUUAGGUCGGAAAGACUUGUGCAGUUUCUGUGGUAUUGAAGAGAGUUUUGUAGACCAGGAACUUAAAAAACAAUACAAAACAGUUUUACCAUGUUGUGAACAGUGUAGAAAUGCUGGAAAAACACCAGUUGUAAUGAGACCAUUUGGAAAAAGCAAACUGAAUUAAAGCUUGUAACAAUUGUUAGGCCACCGCUAUAUAGAUCUUGGAUCUACACUGGAUCUACACUGUUCUGUUUCAGAUUCAUUAGAUUAUUUCUGACCUGGCAUUGAAGAAGCAAACAGUGAAGUUCCAGAUCAGACAACAUAGAUGUUAACUUCUGUUUUUUUUUCAUUGAUAUUUCAUGUUUAUAUAGUCUAAGGCAUAUGGUUCGAUUCCGUUCAAGAUUGUACUGUAUUGCUUAAUUCUUGAUUUUAUAGUUUGUGAUUUCAUUUUUACAUGAAAUAAUUCUAAGGCUUGGUAUAGUCCCUAUGUUUUAUAGGAGUUUAUAUGCUCUCUGUUUUCAUUGCCGCCCAUGUACUCAUUCAAAAACAAAACAUUUUGCCACAGGUGUAACUGAACUUUAGCUUGGGAAUUUCGUUGCAUCUGGCAACCUUGCCAUUGUUUAACUAUUUGUUCAACAUAUGUCUCUGGUCUCUUUUUUACUUAAAUUUGCAAAAUGUUGUUAAAUAUAUUAAAUUCCAUUGAUUUGUUAUGAAUUUCAUGUUUUGAAUUAUAAAUAUAAAAACACCAUUUUCACUUUGUAGUCUUCUGUGAGAACUUGAAGUGGUAUAGUAUUACUAUAUUCUGUCAUAUCACAGCAGGUCAUACCAUUCCAUGAACAUUUUUUGAGAAAAAUGUUGAUUUUUCUCAGCAUAAAGUGAAGUAGCCAGCUUGUGGAUGUGUAAUUAGAACUGGCAUGUGUUCACAAAACAUUUAUGGAUCUCAAUUGAGUUUGAGUAUGAAAUUUUGAUAUCAGUGUUACCAAACCUCAGGUUUAAACUCCAAAUAAGUCAGAUAACCAGUACCUAAUUAUCACUUUCAAAUAGUUAGUGUCUUAAAUUUAGUACUAAACAUAUUUUUGAGAUUUAAAUAAGAAAUUAAGUUUCAUACUCUUAAUUCAGUUGAGAAUGGAAACGCUUUGUGAACACGGGUCAGGUGUACUUCGGAGAUCAUUGA
Messenger RNA from Mya arenaria, 3469 nucleotides. RefSeq lists its product as uncharacterized. The transcript has 2 exons. The record is from RefSeq and is a predicted model, not a curated record. Bases 659 to 2185 code for a protein of 508 amino acids. NCBI's taxonomy places the organism in Eukaryota, Metazoa, Mollusca, Bivalvia, Myida, Myidae.